This is a messenger RNA of Columba livia (rock pigeon), 3983 nucleotides long. It is a transcript of the gene SLC25A26, whose product is annotated as solute carrier family 25 member 26. Gene Ontology annotation, molecular function: S-adenosyl-L-methionine transmembrane transporter activity. Gene Ontology annotation, cellular component: mitochondrial inner membrane. The transcript has 10 exons. The record is from RefSeq and is a predicted model, not a curated record. Gene Ontology annotation, biological process: transmembrane transport. Lineage: Eukaryota; Metazoa; Chordata; Aves; Columbiformes; Columbidae. Bases 205 to 1008 code for a protein of 267 amino acids.
ACCACCCGCCGUGCGCAUGCGCGGCGUCAGCACACAUGCGCAGUGAGGACACGUUCCCGCCUGACCGCGGGUCAGGGGCAGCAACAUGGCUGCGCCCGUGUGCGCGCCCGGGGCACGGCCAGAGCGGGGGGUUUAGUCCCGUCCCGUGGUGCGCGGAGCUGGUCUGUGCCGCGUCGUGUGGCCACCGCGUACCGCCACCCCUGCAUGGAGCCGCGAGAGUCCUGGGCGGCCUUGGCGGCUGGUGGAGUUGCUGGUGUCUGUGUUGACUUGAUCCUUUUUCCCCUGGAUACUGUAAAAACAAGACUGCAGAGUCCUCAAGGAUUUAGGAAGGCUGGUGGGUUUCGUGGCAUCUAUGCUGGAGUUCCGUCCACUGCUAUAGGAUCCUUUCCAAAUGCUGCUGCAUUUUUUAUCACCUAUGAGAAUGUGAAAUCCAUGCUGCCCCACAGCUCUACACCUUACUUGACGCCUGCAACGCACAUGGUGGCUGCGUCCCUUGGGGAAGUGGUCGCAUGCCUCAUACGGGUUCCAUCAGAGGUUGUCAAGCAAAGGGCCCAGGUCUCUUCUUCCUCAAGUACCCUCCGGAUUCUCUCCCACACCCUGUAUCAUGAGGGUAUUCAAGGACUUUAUCGGGGUUAUAAAAGCACAGUAUUAAGAGAGAUUCCUUUCUCUCUGGUACAAUUUCCCCUCUGGGAGUCCUUAAAGGAUCUCUGGUCAUGGAAGCAGGGUCACGUGGUGGAUUCUUGGCAGUCAGCAGUCUGUGGAGCUUUUGCAGGUGGAUUUGCAGCUGCAGUCACCACACCUCUCGAUGUAGCGAAGACGAGAAUUAUGUUGGCAAAGGCUGGUUCCAGCAACGCGAGCGGGAAUGUUCUGGCCACCCUUGGUGACGUCUGGAGGACACAAGGCCUGUCAGGCUUGUUCGCAGGUGUUGUCCCACGGAUGGCAGCCAUCAGCCUGGGGGGCUUCAUCUUCCUGGGGACAUACGAGAAGACCCGGCAGCUGCUGCUCUGACCCAGCCCGGCCGGUCCUGCAGAGCUGGAGAAGCUGCCGAGCUGGAGGAGGAGUCCACCGGCAAACACGGCCUUCCUCCUGCCGCCUUCCUCCUGCCGCCCCUCGCAGCUGUUCUGCAGGCUGAGAGCCACUUUCACUGUUAAAGAAAAGUAAAUCCUCCAAUAAUCCAAUUUCCCAAACAUGAAAUUUCCCUGCAUGGAAAGUGAGUGAGCUCAUGGUGAGAGAGUCGUGCCAAAAAAGCAAUGUUUGGGGGGUAAACAGCUAAUUACGGUGGCUGAGAAAGGCAUUAGUUAUUAGAACUCCUGCAGGGGAAGUGUUUUGCAAACCUCCACGUCGUGGGCUGAACGGAGAGUCUGAAAUAAAGUGAGUUUUCAUAAUUCAGUGGCACCUGCCUCAUAACACAGGGAGGGUUUUUCUGGUCGGGGAAGGGGCCGAUAGAGUUACAGCCCGCUGCCCUCCAACAGCACUGAAACUAUUCCAGGUUGGGAGAGCUCUUUGUAAAAGACAAUAAUCCAUUUGUUUCUGAUUUGAGCCGUAUUUGUGAAAGUUUAUAUUCCUGUUUAUACCUACAGGUGCUCAGCAAGCAUUCCUGUGUGGUAGCCAGUGCAGCUUUAUUAAUUAGACUCACAUUUCUCCAGUAAAAGCAUGGGCUUGUAUUAUUUUACAGCUGUGCCUGUGCUUAGACACGCAGCUCUGCCUUAUUUUGGUCUUCCUCCCUCAGUGGCUGAAGGAGCAGGUGGCUGGAAAUGCUGCGGGAGGGGAAGGCGAGGCAGGAGAGCGGGCAAGUGCUGCUGCCCAUGGAUGCUGAGGGCUCGGUGCCGGCAGGCUGAGCAAACCUCUGCCCUUGCCCUUGUGUCGGGAAAGAGAAGCUGUAGUGGCCACAAUGGUGCAGGGAGGAGCUUGGUGAAAAAGCCUUAUUGAAGUUACUCAAUUAAAAUUAACACCAGAGCCUGGGAGGGGGAAACUGGCUGAAUUUACACCAACAGCUUGAUAGGUGAUGCUUGGAAAUGUUUAGAUGUAGAGGGUGUUUGCGUGGGGACAGUGGGCAGCAAAGCUGAGCUCUGGCACCCACCAAAGACCCUCGUUGGCUGCGCCAGCGCGGUGGGACGAGAGGGGCCGGGCUGUGCCGUGGCGGUUCAAGUGUUUGCAAAGGGCUCGGCUGUGGUGCUGGGAGACCGUGGGGCUCCUCGCGUCGGGGGUGAGGAGGUGGGUGCCACCGACGCCACCGGCUUCAACCUGGUGGCCCUGCACGUGUACACCUGGGCUGACUGAUGCUGCCGUUUAACUUGGAGGUUGUUCUUGUCAAGGAGAUGUGAGGGUGUGAGGAGUUUUGGGUGUGGGGAGCGAAUGCCAACCCAGGUCAGUGUGUGAAUGGAUGGGGGCGGGGGAGGGGGGGGUGGUGUAUGCACAAAGCCUGAGUCCCCGCCCAGAGAACAGGCUGCACAUGUGGGCCAAGCUUAGUAAGGCUGGAUGUUUUUUUAAACUGUCAUCCCAUUAAAUACUAAUAGGACUUUUUCUUGAAGCCAAAACGUAGAAAAUAACUGGCAAACAAGUAAAACAUACAGAACAAAGGACAUAAUUCUUAAAAAUAAUCUUCAACUAAAAUAGGGGAUUUCAGCCAAGUCCUGUAUUGGCUGGUUAAUUCUGCCUGUUCCCAUGGCACGGUGUAGCAGCGCUUCCCGCCGCUUCUCCGGUUGUCUCUUUUAAGACGUUUUAAAUAUACAGCAGAACAAAUUGGGGGCGAGGGUGAGAUUUAUUACUCUGUCUCAAAAACUAACUUAUAUUUUCUAUUAAAGCUCUUUGAACACAAUGAGAGAGUCAGCACUACAGUUAGUGCAUUUAAUUACUUGAGCUGAAAAUAAUCAUGCCUUUGGGUGCAAAUGCUGGAUUUUUGUUGGCUUUUUUUUUUGCUUAAUACUUGCAUAAUCAGUUUUUGUCAUCACGGCUUUUAUUUAAAAAUGGCGGGGAAGAGAUGGAGCCCAAGUGCAGAGGGACCAGCUCCGCACUCCUGAGCGCCACGGGAAGGACACGCUCACCUGGGGAUGGCACCAGGCAAGUGAGACACUGAUUUGUCUAAUCCUGCUGAAAAUGAUGCUUUUAGUUACAGGACGACAUAGCAAUGUUUUAUUUCAACUUCAUCAAAACUUGAACCAUUAAUUUUAGGCCAUUAUUUGGAUAACGUAGAGUAAGAAAAACAGCCUCCCAAAAGCUCUUUCUUUUUCAUUUAAAAAUAUUUUAACUCCUUACACGUGUUAAGGGAUUUAUCAGGGUAGUCUCAGAAAAAUCUGCUUUAUACCCAAAGUUAUAACUUGCAGGAGAAAAAACUUUAUUUUUUUAAAUAUACAGAUUGAGAUUUUUUUGUUGUUGUUAAGACAAGAAUCCAAGCUGAUCUCCAGAGCUGCUUCUGGAAUUUCCAUAUGAGACUGGUUUGAGAAACCAGAGGUGUUCACACCUGCAGCCAAGCACAGGGCUCUCCUGGCCCCACUUUUCUUAGGUACUCACAUAUGGACAUGCUGCCUCUCUUCUGUUUUCAGUGCUAUUAUAGAUGGCGCUUGCCAGAUACUUUGGCAAGUUGAUAUAUUAUAAAAGUAUUUCUUACAAGUUCGUUAUUGCAUCUUUCAAUUCAGCCCCCAAAUUCCAUCCCAUGUGCAAGUCAGGCUGCCAAAGUCCCUGCUGAUCUACAGGAUCUCAUGGUAAAGUCAUGGGUCUAAUUUCACGAGCGGGUGUUUCGGCAGUUAGUCCCCGUUUUCAUCAGAGAAAGACAGAAAAGAUUAUAGCAAUGGAUUAGAAUUUUAUUUAAUUUUCAACUGAAACUCCCAAAAGCUCACUCUCAACAAAACAGCUGUAAUAUUAUAAAUGAACCUUUAUUAAAGACACUUCAAUGCCGUUUGUUAGACACUUCAAUAUCUUACAUGUUUUUCAAUGUACAACAUUGUACCAAAUUUUCUAAUAAAUAAAUAACUUUGUACACAAAA